Messenger RNA from Penicillium verrucosum, 519 nucleotides. RefSeq lists its product as uncharacterized. Bases 1 to 519 code for a protein of 172 amino acids. Lineage: Eukaryota; Fungi; Ascomycota; Eurotiomycetes; Eurotiales; Aspergillaceae. The transcript has a single exon. The record is from RefSeq and is a predicted model, not a curated record.
AUGAAGGUAUUCACAACCACGGUGACUCUUAUAUUGUCAUCCCUAACUCUCCUCACUGGAGCGAUAAGCUCCGGCAUGUUCGCCAGUUUGGAGAGUCUGGGUGAAAUUGCCGACUUCUACAACCAGCUAGAAGGCGCGACUCUUAAGCUCAGAUCGAACGAGACCCAUGCAUUUGACUACUCAUUAGUCUACGACAAUGGCACAAUCGAGACCAACAAGAAAGUGACGAUUGCGUUACCCAGCUCUGAGAUCGAACACGACGCUGAAGAUGAAAAAGUUGAUAAGCGUGCCAACCAAAGCUGCUUUAAUAAGCAAAACCGCUCUAAAGGGGCUGGUUGUCCUGUGAACAAAGGGCUAGGCUACUCGUCUGGCCACAACUGCAAAUCGAUCUUUAGGGGGAAGAUGUAUUCCUGUCAGAUCAGAUGCCCGGAUGGCGAAGGUGGAAAUGACUGUUUUGUGGAGGAGUGCAUCAAGGUCAACCAGGCGGGAGGAUUGGAAGGUGGCUACUGCUAUAAUUAA